AUGGCCGAAGACAAGACUUUCCGCUACGGGUUCAUCAUUUUGGGCUUGUUCCUGUUGGCGGUAGGCAUGUUCAUCAUGACAGUGGACCGGCCGCAGGUGUACGUCACCUUCUGCGUCAUUGGUGGGAUCAUGCUGAUCGCAGGGGUUAUCUGGAGCAUGUGCCAAUGCUAUCCCAAGAUCGCCUUCGUCCCGGCUGACACAGAUUUUGAGAACUUCCUGUCCCCGAAGGCUCCGGGCACCGCCAAUCAUGGCAUUCCUGAAAAGAAGGGUUCCCAACCUCCUUACUCUAGAUUGGAAGAAGAGGAGGCCUCCACGCAGAGCCCAGCUGACUAUCACCACAUCCAGAUGAAGGUCUUUGGUCCUGGGGAGGACCAGGGUGUCCUGUCAGCCCUGAGCCUGCCCCAGUCCAAGCUCCAAGAUGAAGAAGGAAGGGGCCCCUGCUUGGAGACUUUCAUGGAGACAACUGUCGUCGUCCACCGGAGCCUGGAUGUUGUGGAGACUGAGAGCCACCAAUGUCCGCCCGAGGCCAGCCAGAUGACCACUCCCCAGAUCGCUGCUGCCCCCCUGGCCUCCUUUAAAGACGAGCUGGACUCCAGUGGCAGCAGCAGCAGCAGCAGCAGAAACUCACCCCCCCCAGAGGGUGAAGAGCCUUGGCCCAGGAAAGCAGACUCUCAGCCCGAUCACUACCCAGACUUUGCUCUGAUUGAUGCUACUGGAGGCGAUGAAGACUCCCCAGUUCCCAGACCUAUCCCUAGCUCCAAGCCCAGCCAGGGCACUUCUCCAGACUUCUGGCCUGGGCCCAUGCCGGGGCCAGCUGCCCUUAUGGACACAGCUUCUGAAGGAGGCCUUCCUGACCCAGUGGAGGAGUCUGAAAUGGCCCCAGGGGAGCCCGAGGAAGAAGAGAACUUGUACUAUGGACUGAAGGAAGGGCCAGGGGGGACCCUCAAAGAUGAGGAGCUGUCUGAUUUUGAGCCAGACUCCUGA
Trichosurus vulpecula (common brushtail) is the source of this 984-nucleotide messenger RNA. It is a transcript of the gene BSND, whose product is annotated as barttin CLCNK type accessory subunit beta. The record is from RefSeq and is a predicted model, not a curated record. NCBI's taxonomy places the organism in Eukaryota, Metazoa, Chordata, Mammalia, Diprotodontia, Phalangeridae. Gene Ontology annotation, cellular component: basolateral plasma membrane. The transcript has 4 exons. Gene Ontology annotation, biological process: chloride transport. The coding region runs from base 1 to 984 and encodes 327 amino acids. Gene Ontology annotation, molecular function: chloride channel regulator activity.